AAAAUCCUCUUUCUCUCUCUUAUUUCUCUCUCUUCUCUUCUAUUCUAUCCAUUUUCUCUGUUCAUCGCCGACAACCGCCAAUUCCCUCCCUUUUCAAAGCAAUUCCCUCUUUCUCUCUCUCUCCGUCUUCUCAGCUUCCACUUAAAAUUUGGAUGGUUGAGUUAUUCUCCAUUCUUCUCUUUUGCAAGGGUAUAUCCAUUUUGCUUUGUGCUAAGGAGAAUUGUGUAUCACUGCAAAUACUUUGGUGGACAAUGUACAUUUGAGAAAUGUUGCUGCGACAACCUAAUCCCGAGGGAAGGAAUACUUAAAUGUAUUAUCUGAUUUUCUGGACUUGAAGGUUAAGUUUUGACCUCAGCAUAUACUUUUACACCAGCAAGAAACUUCAAAUAUCAACAGAUUUUAGUUUUCAAAUUGGUUUAAAAUGUCGGAAGUCGACAUGUCAGUUAUUAAACCCGAGAUGAUGAAGCCCUAUAUUUGGCUUCAGACUUCGGAUGGUUCAAUUCAACAGGUGGAACAAGAAAUUGCAAUGUUUUGCCCUCUUAUUUGUCAAGAAAUAAUACAAAAAGGCACGGGAUCUUCCAAAAAUUGUGCGAUAUGUCUUCCUGAAAAAGUCUCUCCUGCUAUGUUGAGCUUAGUUCUUGAUUAUUGUCGUUUUCAUCAAGUACCAGGCCGCUCAAACAAGGAACGGAAGUCUCAUGACGAGAAAUUCAUAAGGAUGGAUACCAAACGGCUCUGUGACUUGACAUCUGCUGCCGACAGCCUUCAAUUGAGACCGUUAGUUGAUCUUACAAGCCGUACACUUGCAAGAAUAAUUGAAGGAAAAUCUCCUGAGGAGAUACGGGAGAUAUUUCAUUUGCCGGAUGAUCUAACAGAGGAAGAGAAGUUAGAGCCUCUGAAAAAUACAACUGAUGACCCGAGGAUAAGGCUCUUGAACCGGUUGUAUGCGAAAAAAAGGAAAGAGCUAAAAGAACGUGGGAGGUUAAAGAAUGUUGAAUUAGAAGAAGAGCAUGUAGAUGAGCGUUCGGUUGAUGACCUUUUGUCUUUUAUUAAUGGAAAUGAUGCAGAUUCAAAAGUGUCUAAAACUUCUAAGAAUAAAAAGAAGAACAGAAGAAAAAAAGAGCAGAAGAAGAGCUCUUCUUUGACUGAAGCUUCCAAACAGAAAAAUAAGGAGUUAAAUGGUCAUAGUGCUGUAUCUGAUAUUGCUGGGACCUCAAAUAUGCUUACAGAAGAUGACGCUUUUGCUCAUAGAGAGUUUGGUGAUGAUGACGACAACAUAGAUGAUGAGAUCGAUCCGGCACUGCAGGAGAAAAUUGACAAGAUUGAUUAUCUGAAGCAUGGAAAAAUGCGGGUGGCACAGUAACAGAUAUCUUAACUUGCACUCUUACACCCAAGACUGGAACCUUGACCAUGGACAAAUAUGUGGGGCCCAAUGACAAGUCUAGGAUAAGCUCUUACAUCAUCUUAGAAUUUGGACUAGACCUAACUCAUUCUCAUAAACUAGUUCAUGGAAGUGAGCGAUGCCGAAGCCUUAUAAGGGCAAAUUCUACCAUAUCUCUAGUUAACGUGAAAUAUCAACGCACUCCUUCAUCCUUAGGUUUGGACAUCCAAAGUGUGGAGAAACAUAUGGAUGUCCCAAUAACAUGGAUAUCCCAAUAAUGAUGAUUUAACACCUCCCCUCAUGCGUAGAAAAAUCUGGAUCUAGGGCCGAAGAUUUACUAAGAAGGGCUGUUUUUAGAGAGAGCGUAAGGGGUGAUCUAUAUUGGUUGCCACAGCUCUAUUCUCAACUCUACAUCAAUCCCUAAAGGACUUUUAAGAGAGGAUGAACAUUCCCGUUCUAUAGGUGGCACUGUCCCUAUUAGAGAAGGGCGAGGCCUGCUGAUUCUCUGCCAGCACUGUUAAUUACCUUAGACCUACGCAGCAGGAACGAUAUGGAGCACCUACUCUACCGGUCGUCUGCUCUCUGGAGGUCGUCCAAAGCCCGAAUAUCUUGAACUCAGAAAUCCAAGCUUUCAUACCAGGAAAUACGUGCCAAAUCGUUCUCUAUUGUAUCAUAGUCUAGAGCCAAAUGAAACUGAUUCCACUUGACUUGAGCAAGAAUAAGUCAAUUUCCCACUUGGGUUGGCCGGAUGGUGUUGGCUUGGGACUUUGGAGUGUGCUCCUCCUCAAGGUCUCAGGUUUGAUUCUCUUUGGUGCCAAUUUGGGUGGGCUACUUUUGCUUCUUCAAAAAAAAAAAAAA
Molecule: messenger RNA, 2236 nt
Organism: Medicago truncatula (barrel medic)
Lineage: Eukaryota; Viridiplantae; Streptophyta; Magnoliopsida; Fabales; Fabaceae
Product: SKP1-like protein 21
Exons: 9
Coding region: 422-1360 (312 amino acids)
Biological process (GO): ubiquitin-dependent protein catabolic process
Source: RefSeq, a predicted model, not a curated record